Messenger RNA from Engraulis encrasicolus (European anchovy), 1358 nucleotides. It is a transcript of the gene dmc1, whose product is annotated as DNA meiotic recombinase 1. The record is from RefSeq and is a predicted model, not a curated record. Gene Ontology annotation, biological process: DNA repair; DNA recombinase assembly; chromosome organization involved in meiotic cell cycle. Gene Ontology annotation, cellular component: condensed nuclear chromosome; nucleus. The transcript has 14 exons. Gene Ontology annotation, molecular function: ATP hydrolysis activity; ATP-dependent DNA damage sensor activity; ATP binding. Bases 131 to 1159 code for a protein of 342 amino acids. Lineage: Eukaryota; Metazoa; Chordata; Actinopteri; Clupeiformes; Engraulidae.
GUUAAAAGUUCAUAGAACGUACAGUUCGUCAGCGCGAGCAUCUUCGGUAAACAGACCAGACGUCUCUUAUUCACGGGAGUGCUGCGCCAGUUUGAGGUGGUAAGGAAAAAAGUAAUACCUACAGCUAAAAAUGAGAUCCGCCGAGGACCAGGUUGUCGAAGGUGACGUAGGGUUUCAGGAUGACGAGGAGUCAUUUUUCCAAGAUAUUGACCUCUUGCAAAAACAUGGCAUUAAUAUGGCCGACAUCAAGAAACUGAAGUCAGUGGGGAUCUGCACUGUGAAGGGCAUACAGAUGACUACACGGCGAGCCCUCGGAAACAUCAAAGGGCUCUCCGAAGCGAAGGUUGACAAAAUUAAGGAGGCCGCCGGGAAAAUGCUGACCAACGGAUUUCUGACCGCUCUGGAGUACAGUGAGAAGAGGAAACAGGUGUUCCACAUCACCACGGGGAGCAUGGAGUUUGACAAGCUCUUGGGAGGAGGCAUUGAAAGCAUGGCCAUCACUGAGGCAUUUGGAGAGUUUCGGACGGGGAAGACGCAGCUCUCGCACACACUCUGCGUAACAACUCAACUACCAGGCGAGGAUGGUUUCACAGGUGGAAAAAUCAUUUUCAUCGACACAGAAAACACUUUUCGGCCAGACAGGCUGAAAGACAUAGCAGACAGGUUUAAUGUGGACCACGAAGCCGUGUUGGACAACGUGCUUUAUGCCAGAGCUUACACCAGUGAACACCAGAUGGAGCUGUUGGAUUUUGUGGCAGCCAAGUUCCAUGAGGAGGCGGGAGUCUUCAAACUCUUGAUCAUAGACUCCAUCAUGGCGCUUUUCCGGGUGGACUUUUCCGGCCGGGGUGAGCUCGCCGAGAGACAGCAGAAGCUGGCUCAGAUGCUCUCCAGAUUGCAGAAGAUCUCUGAGGAGUACAACGUGGCCGUGUUUGUCACCAACCAAAUGACAGCGGAUCCUGGGGCCGGCAUGACGUUCCAGGCGGAUCCCAAGAAGCCCAUUGGAGGUCACAUCCUGGCCCACGCCUCUACCACCCGAAUCAGCUUGAGGAAAGGACGAGGCGAGAUGAGAAUAGCCAAGAUCUUCGACAGUCCUGACAUGCCAGAGAGUGAGGCCACAUUUUCAAUCACCGCUGGAGGGAUUUCAGAUGCCAAAGAAUGAAGUAGAUUUACUGAAGGGUGGAGAAGUGUCGAGGGAAAACGUUCAUUGCCCAUGGCAUGUGCCCCAGCAUGUGUUUACUGUUUAUCAUUGCUCAUAACUUACAUAACUCACUGUUAUUUGUUAUUUAUUCAUUGUUAUUUAUUAUAUAAGAAAAAAACAAUGCAAUUGUUUUUGUAUUAAUUGUAAAUAAAUAUUUAUU